This is a messenger RNA of Papaver somniferum (opium poppy), 2046 nucleotides long. Its product is annotated as proline--tRNA ligase, cytoplasmic-like. Gene Ontology annotation, cellular component: cytoplasm; aminoacyl-tRNA synthetase multienzyme complex. Gene Ontology annotation, biological process: prolyl-tRNA aminoacylation. The transcript has 14 exons. The record is from RefSeq and is a predicted model, not a curated record. Gene Ontology annotation, molecular function: ATP binding; proline-tRNA ligase activity. Lineage: Eukaryota; Viridiplantae; Streptophyta; Magnoliopsida; Ranunculales; Papaveraceae. Bases 195 to 1805 code for a protein of 536 amino acids.
AGGUUUUGACCAAUAAAAUAAGGGAAACAAAAUAAAAAGAAAUUCAGACAAAAACCUCUUCACUCUUAGGUUUUCCGCCUUUCUCCCUUCUUUUUAUCUCUCCCACUAUCUCCAUUGGUCGUCGCUGCAACAACUUAUUAGGGCACAGAUUUCUGGAAUUGAUUUCACAGUACUACUACCUCUAGCUGUCUGUCAUGGAGGAUGUGAAUGAAAAAGUGGCAAAUUUGGACGUGACUAACAAAAAGGAGAAAAAAACACCCAAAGUUAAAGCCCCUAAGACUACUGGUGGUGGAAGCAGCGGUGGCGGCGCCGGUGGUGGAAAAAAGAAGGAGGUCAAAAAGGAGACUGGUCUAGGUUUAUCUAAUAAGAAAGAUGAAAAUUUCGGAGAUUGGUAUUCUGAGGUUGUUGUCAGUGGUGAAAUGAUUGAAUACUAUGAUAUCUCGGGGUGUUAUAUCCUCAGGCCAUGGUCUAUGGCUAUUUGGGAAAUUAUGCAAACAUUCUUCGAUGCCGAAAUUAAGAAAAUGAAGAUCAAGAAUUGCUAUUUCCCUGUGUUUGUAUCUUCUACUGUGUUACAGAAAGAAAAGGAUCACAUUGAGGGCUUCGCCCCAGAGGUUGCAUGGGUCACGAAGUCUGGAGAUACAGACUUAGAGGUUCCUAUUGCAAUUCGUCCUACGAGUGAAACAGUUAUGUAUCCCUACUUUUCAAAAUGGAUAAGAGGUCAUCGUGACUUGCCCUUGAGGCUUAACCAGUGGUGCAAUGUUGUUCGCUGGGAAUUCAGCAAUCCUACUCCCUUCAUCAGGAGUCGUGAAUUUCUUUGGCAAGAAGGGCAUACGGCUUUUGCAACAAAGGAUGAAGCAGAUCAAGAGGUUCUUGAAGUUUUGGAACUGUAUCGGAGAAUUUAUGAAGAGUUCUUGGCAAUCCCAGUGGUGAAGGGGAAGAAAAGUGAGAAUGAAAAGUUUGCUGGAGGUUUGUAUACAACAAGUGUUGAGGCUUUUGUUCCAAAUACUGGUCGUGGAGUACAAGGUGCAACCUCACAUUGCCUCGGCCAAAAUUUUGCAAAAAUGUUUGAGAUCAACUUUGAGAACGAGAAGGGAGAAAAGGGCAUGGUGUGGCAAAAUUCUUGGGCAUACAGCACUCGAACGAUUGGAGUGAUGGUGAUGGUUCAUGGAGAUGACAAGGGGUUAGUAUUGCCACCUAAAGUUGCAUCAGUGCAAGUCAUAGUGAUUCCUGUGCCUUACAAAGAUGCCGACACUCAAGCCAUCUGUGAUGCUUGUUCCGAAACUGCAGAAGAGUUAAAUAAAGCUGGUUUCCGUGCUGAGACAGAUCUAAGAGACAACUACUCACCUGGUUGGAAGUAUUCAAACUGGGAAUUGAAAGGAGUUCCCUUGAGGAUUGAGAUAGGUCCAAAGGAUAUGGCCAAAAACCAGGUACGUGUUGUUCGCCGAGACAAUGGAGCAAAAGAGGAUAUCUCAAGAACCAACUUGGUUGAUCAUAUUAAGGACUUGCUGGAAAAUGUCCAACAAAGCCUAUUUGAUGCUGCAAAGCAAAAACGCGAUGCUUGUGUUACCGUAGCCAAGACAUGGGAAGAGUUUACCAAGGCCCUAAAUGAGAAGAGGAUGAUCUUAGCUCCUUGGUGCGAUGAGGAGGAAGUUGAGAGAGAUGUUAAAGCACGUACCAAGGGUGAGAUGGGAGCAUGCAAGACUCUUUGCACCCCUUUUGAUCAGCCAGAGCUCCCAGAGGGGACGCUAUGCUUUGCCUCCGGAAAACCUGCUAAAAAGUGGACUUAUUGGGGAAGAAGCUACUAGUUCUACUGGUGUUAUUUGAAAGCAGGUAUAAGUGUUCGUCUGCAACAGUUAAAAGAGUAGGAAACCAGUUGUGAGAUUUUUGAAAGUAGAGGAUCUUUUUUUUUUUGCUAUCCUGGAAAUUUCUGUUCUGGAUUUCGUCUUGAAAUUUUCUGUUUAUUGAAUUUAAUGAAUCCAAAUUUCAUAAAUUUUUUUUUGGAACAACAAAAGGUUUUAUUGAAUCAAAUUAAGUCUUACAUAACUA